Messenger RNA from Callithrix jacchus (white-tufted-ear marmoset), 1188 nucleotides. RefSeq names its product AT-rich interaction domain 3C (gene ARID3C). Gene Ontology annotation, molecular function: DNA binding. Lineage: Eukaryota; Metazoa; Chordata; Mammalia; Primates; Cebidae. Gene Ontology annotation, biological process: regulation of transcription by RNA polymerase II. Gene Ontology annotation, cellular component: nucleus. The record is from RefSeq and is a predicted model, not a curated record.
UUCCCUCCCCAACAGGCGGCCCUUUCCUCGGGGUCCCGCCUGGUACCAGGGUCCCCCUCAGCCGGGGGACUGCGCCUGGAAGCUGUCAUGGAAGCCCUGCAGAGGCAGCAGGCAGCUCGGCUGGCCCAGGGGGUGGGGCCAUUGGCACCUCCACGCCCGCUGCUGCCACCCCAGCCUCCCCUGCCUGACCAUCGGACCCUACAGGCCCCUGAGGGGGCUUUGGGGGAGGCUGCGGCUGAGGAAGAGGAAGAUGCUGAAGAAGAUGAGGAGGGAGAGGAAGCCGGAGCAGAGGAGGAGGCAGCUGAGGAGAGCCGUCCAGGGGCCCAGGGACCCAGCUCACUUUCUAGUCAGCCCCCUGGACUCCAUCCUCAUGAGUGGACCUACGAGGAACAAUUCAAGCAGCUGUAUGAGCUCGAUGCAGACCCCAAGAGGAAGGAAUUUCUGGAUGACCUGUUUAGCUUCAUGCAAAAGAGGGGGACGCCAGUGAACCGCGUGCCCAUCAUGGCGAAGCAGGUGCUGGACUUGUACGCUCUGUUUCGCCUGGUGACCGCCAAGGGCGGCCUGGUGGAAGUCAUCAACCGCAAAGUGUGGCGGGAGGUCACGCGCGGCCUCAGCCUACCCACCACCAUCACCUCGGCCGCCUUCACUCUACGCACCCAGUACAUGAAGUACCUGUACCCGUACGAGUGCGAGACUCGAGCGCUCAGCUCCCCAGGGGAGCUCCAGGCCGCCAUAGACAGCAAUCGGCGCGAGGGCCGUCGCCAUGCUUACACCGCUACCCCUCUCUUCGGCUUGGCAGGGCUGCCCCCUCGGGGCGCUCAGGGUCCAGCCAUGGGUCCUGGCCCCGCCCCUCCGGCGACCGCGUCCAGCCCCGGCCCUGUCCAGGGUUCCGCCUCCGGCCUGCCAGCGCACGCCUGCGCUCAGUUGAGUCAAUGCCCUAUUAAGAAAGAGGACAGUGGAAUUCCAGCCCCUCGCCUGGCACUGCCUGUGGGCCUGGCAUUGGGACAAACACAGGAGAAGCUGGCAUCAGAGGAGCCCCCAGAGAAAAGAGCUGUGCUGAUGGGGCCCAUGGACCCACCUCGAUCUGGCAUGCCCCCCAGCUUCCUGCCCCGUGGCAAGGUUCCCCUGAGGGGUGAGGAGGGGCUUGUUGUGAGAGGGCUUCGGGACUGUACACUGAGGGAGGAUUAA